AUGCCAGGACAGGACAUGGCAAGGCACGCCCUCUCGAGAAGUCAGAAUUCCAAUGCCCCCUUCCCGGCGCGACACCUACGUCAUGCGGUCUCUCACGCUGGCCGCCCGUUCAGGCUUCCUGUCUGGUCGUCGCGCGCAUCCCUUGUUCGUGACGCUCGACGACCCGUGGCCGUACAUCCCGUGACCACGACGCCUUUUGUACCACCCUCCUCUCAGCUUUCUCCAUGGACCCCCCUUGUCUCAUUUCUCUGCGUCGCUCUCCUUCACCGUGAACCCAUCGCCGCCGCCACCAUCACCACCACCCCCUUAUUAUUCUUCCCCGUAUUCAGCCGGCAGGUGCAAGGCCAGUAG
Molecule: messenger RNA, 351 nt
Organism: Purpureocillium lilacinum
Lineage: Eukaryota; Fungi; Ascomycota; Sordariomycetes; Hypocreales; Ophiocordycipitaceae
Source: RefSeq, a predicted model, not a curated record